Molecule: messenger RNA, 8581 nt
Organism: Hylaeus anthracinus
Lineage: Eukaryota; Metazoa; Arthropoda; Insecta; Hymenoptera; Colletidae
Gene: Nrx-1
Product: neurexin-1
Exons: 26
Coding region: 2200-7128 (1642 amino acids)
Molecular function (GO): calcium ion binding
Source: RefSeq, a predicted model, not a curated record
ACCGAGCGUUCUCCUCUCGGCCAGGCCAGUAUCAAGCCGGGAGCCGUCGAGAGGGUUGAUCCACCUCUGGAAACGGUGCUCAUGCUACGCUCCAACGACGUAUCCGACCAAACUUAACGGACGCAAGACACCCCAGACGUGGAAACGUCCCUAUCGUGCGCGGGUGCUCGUGGCGGCCGCUGAUCGACGCUCGGGGUGCCAGUGGCUGCCUAGUGGAACACUCGCUGGGGUUGGAUGGAAAAAAUGGGGCGUACGCCGUGCCACGAGAGCCGGAUCGAUCGCGAAAUAAACGUACGCUGGAUGGACGAAGCGGAGUAACCUCUUUCCAGUCGAAGCCAGCGUAAUAAACGUUCCGUCGUGCAGAGGACCGUUCCGGGCUCGUGUCCGCGACGGUACACGCGCCAUAGUGCGCCGACGUUCGUCCGUUUCGACGUAAACGUCGUGUUCGUCGCGACGGUGGUGGUGGCUGACCCCAACCAGGACAGCGGAGUCCGUUUUUGGUCGACGUAGCAGAGAUAUUAGCGUGCGCGUGAAACCGGAGCGUCGUGGUCCGACGUUAAAACGACACCAGAGGGUUAGGGUUGCGACGCGAGUCGAUCGCGUAGGGUGCGUAGUGAAAGUGCUCGUGUCACCGUGUAUCAGGAGGUCGAGGUCGUGCCACGUACAUCGGCGUAGAUAAACGCGAAUUUAUGAAUCCGUGGCUCGGAUCGAGGUCGGACGGUGGUCUCCUCUCAACGGGAAUUCGCGUGACCCUGAGGCCAUCGAGCUAACUAAUUGGCGACUCUCGCGAGAUCGCGGGUGGCGUGAAAGAAGCGGGUGACACGCCAGGAAUCGAGGAAGUGCGGUCGAGGGACACUCGAGGAGACGACGACGUGGAGAGGAUAGACGAGGAAAAGUGUGUCACCGUCGAGGUGCCUUAGGUUAGGUCGCAGCUAGGCUCCGUCGACGCUGGUAAAAUAACAAACCUCCUAGGAAACUGGGCGCGUUAAUUAUCAUCCGGUUGAGAUCGUCUCACCUCCCAUCUCUCCUCGGUUAAGUGACACUUUCGCGAAGGGACGCGGGAUGAUCGAGACGGGCGAGACUUCUCGUUCGGCGAUGGCCUCGAAUUGAUUGGCGUCCGCGUCGAGCUCGAUGACGGUGAAAUUUGUUCAUUGAUGUUUGUCCGGGGAAAACGCCAACGGGUAGUGGGCACGGUAAAUGGAUUAAGAGACUCGCACUCGACCGGGGUUUACGAAGCGUUCCUGUGCACCGAAUAUGAUCUCGAUGAGAAAAUUCCGGCUCCACGUCGAUCCAGCUGAUCAAAGUCCCGCAAACAAGGUUUCGUUGAUCUGAUUACCGGAAAGUGAGUUCAUCAACCGCAAUCCCAGUGCCGAUUCACGAGUGGCCAGGAGAAGAUCCGUCAGAAGCAAAUUGUGCGUAACGUGAUUUGUGAAGUGAUUGCCAUUCGUAAGGAGUAAGGUAUUCGGUUGAAACGCAGCCGGAUUUAAGCGUAACUCAUAUAUAUAUAUAUAUGCGCGUUAGGGUGAGUGGAUGGCGAAGACGUGCGGUCACAGCGUGUCACGUGUCGUCAGGGGUACGUUCAAGAAGGCGACAAGAGCCAGCGUCCCUCGAUUGGCGAACUAAAGGACUCGAAAACAUAUCUAGAUCACUAGCCACUCUGUCUCUCUAAAAAGCAUAUCGAUCCUACGUAGAACUACUUCGAAUCUCGGAAUUCUCAUUCUACAAGAAUUCUUCGUAUCUAUAUAUAUCCUCGAGUAUAUACUCGACUAUCUUUAACGAUAUUCUUAGGUGUACGUCAAGGGAAAGAAGACCCGCUAAACGUACAGCUUGCCCGCGAUUCCGGCACGGACGUGUGCAUAGUCACUCUCUCUUUCCGUAUCUGUCGUCUACGCACGCAGCCAGGACCGCGCGUGCGUGCUCACGUGCGAAUUCAGCCGGCACAACGUGGCUAGAUAAAGAGUACACACCUGACCGUGCUAGAUCGCGCAAACGACGACGGGUGCACCUAAUCGACCCUACCGGACCUGGUCGGAUGCGACCAAGCGAUCACUAAGGUGGCCAAAUCGGUGUGAUGUGACGAACGAGAGGACCUGCGAGUUACCGUAGAAGCGAAGCGUCGUUGGUCCAACGUGAAACUCUCGUGUCGUCGAGCAAUCAGAUGCUCGACAUCUAGCAGAGACUCUCGACAACCUGAACAACAUGCAUUCAUCGCUAGUAACCAGCGGCAUGGGGGUGUUGCUGCCGUUUCUGGUAGUGUUGCUCGGCCAGGUGGCCCUUUCGUUCGUGUUGGAGGGUUCCGCGACCAGCUACGCACAGUUCCGAAAAUGGAACGCCGGUUUGAACGGCACCCUGGAGUUCGAGUUCAAGACGGAACAGGGAAACGGUCUGCUGCUGUACACGGACGACGGUGGCACUUACGACUUCUUCGAAGUGAAGCUCGUCGAGAGCGCGCUCAGGCUGAGAUACAAUCUGGGAGGAGGCGCGCAGAUCGUCACCGUCGGUCACGAUCUCGGCGACGGUCACUGGCACAAAGUGCAGAUCACCAGGUGCAACGAGAACACCACGUUGACGGUAGACGGCGUCAGCGCCGUCUCGACGUCACGCGGAAAGGAGUUCGAGUUCGGGAAGCUGGCUGGGAAUUCCGAUGUCUACGUGGGCGGUAUGCCUAGCUGGUACAACAGCAAGCUGACGCUGCUGGCGUUGCCUAGCGUGAUCUUCGAGCCGAGGUUCAACGGAUUCAUCAGGAACCUCGUGUACGCCGACGGGGAGCACACGGUGCCCAGGAGGCAGGAGAUGAAGAGCCGUGACGCCAAGUGCGGUGGAUUUCCAUGCGUCGAGAAUGUCAAACGCAAAGCGCCUAGGAGUUUACGCAACAUGAUGACAGCCAAUACAACGGACGCCUGCGAAACCCGUGAUCCCUGCCAGCACGGCGGAAUCUGCAUUUCCACCGAUAGUGGACCCAUCUGCGAGUGCAGGUCUGGCGAUUAUGAGGGCGCCUAUUGUGAGAAAGAAGCAUGGAGCACGGUGCUGCCUACGGCGGGUGCUGGUGAUUACUGGGCGUGGGAAUACAAUAAAGCACCUUCCGAGGCUUCUUUCAGAGGAACGGAGUACCUCACGAUAGAUUUGAGCAAGGGGAAUCCAGUUCUCAGCACCCACGAAUCCAUCAUUUUGCAAUUCAAAACGAGACAGCAUAGCGGACUUCUGUUUUACUCCGGAGACAGAGAUGAUUAUCUGACUGUGUCUCUGAAGGACGGCGGUGCCGCUGUGGGGAUGACGUUGGCCAAAGGAAGAUUAGAUCUUCAUAUAAAGCCAACCAGAGUACGGUUCGACGAUAAUCAGUGGCACAAGAUCAUCGUGCACAGGAAGGUCCAGGAGAUCUCUUCCAUCACCAGCUUCUGCAGUCUCUCCGCCAUCGUCGAUGGGAUUUACGCGGAGCACGGACACACUGCGGGCUCGUUCACACAUUUUGCGAGCGAUCGACUGCUGGUGGGCGGAGGCGCCGACGCCAGGUCCCUGCAGGGCGCCAAAGGGAUCAACAACUUCGUUGGAUGCCUCAGAAAGGUCGAAUUCAUUACGGAGAAGGUGAAAAUGGAGUUGAUCGAGGCGGCCAUAAGCGGAGCCGCGGGCGCUGCCGCUUGGGGCAAAAUAGAUUUCCACUGUCGGGAGCCAAGAGCCUCGGACCCAAUCACUUUCACCACGAGGGACUCUCAUCUCGCUGCGGCGACGAUAAGUGCAAGGCGACUUCACGGCGCCGUGGUCACCUUCACCAGCCCAGAGUCCCACUUGAUCCUGCCGCCGUGGAAGGCCGCCGACUCCGAGAGCAUAUCCUUCAAAAUACGUACCAACGAGCCCAACGGAUUGAUCAUGUACAGCCGCAGCGGGGCGCACAGCAGGCAAGAUCUGUUCGCGUUCGAAAUUUUUCGCGGUCACCUGUAUCUUCACGUCGAUCUUGGAAGCGGUCCAGUGAGAGUGAAAUCCUCGAAGAACCGAGUCGAUGAUGCCACCUGGCACGACGUGGCGUUUAGGCGAGCCGGAAGAGACGGACGCGUCACUGUUGACGGCAGGACGGACGAAUUUCGCACACCGGGCGAUUCCACGCAAUUAGAGUUGGAUGGAUUAUUGUAUAUCGGUGGCGUGGGAGAUCCGUUUGCACCGCUAACAGUACCUCCGGUACUGUGGACAGGUACCCUAAGGCAGGGUUACGUCGGCUGCUUGAGAGAUCUUGUCAUAAACGGUCAACCAAUCGAUAUAGCUGGUUACGCACAGCAACAGGACUCGGGCGCUGUCAGACCAGCUUGUCAUUCCCAACAACCCCACUGUCCUUCACAACCUUGCAUGCACGGUGGCCAUUGUCUCGAGGGGUGGAACAGGUUUCACUGCGAUUGUACAGGAACACCCUUCACCGGUCCUACAUGCGGAAAAGAUGCGUCGACGUUGCACCUGAAUGGAACGCAACAGAUGACAGCCUUGAUGCCGGAGGAUUCGAGGACACAAGCCGAGGAAGUGAUAGUGCGUUUUAAAACGACGAGACCACGUGGACUUCUCAUAUCGACCGGUCUUGAAAAUAAUCCGGAUCGACUCCAAAUCUAUCUCGAAGAAGGCAAAGCGAAAAUGCUGAUCCACGUGGGAGAUAGAGAAAAGGUGCUGGUGGCCGGACAAGGUUUGAACGAUGACAUGUGGCACACGUUGCGAUUUUCCAGGAGAUCGAGUGCUAUGAAGUUUCAAAUUGAUAACGAGCCUGCUGUACGAACCGAAGCACAGCUGGGGAAACAAGGCAUUCUGGAAUUCCGUAUGCUGUACGUGGGCGGUUACUCUCACGCCGGAGAGGAAAUACCUCACUUCGUCGGGCAAUUGCAGCAAAUCUGGUUCAACGGGUAUCCUUACCUGGAAAUAGCGAGGAGUUCCGGAAAUCAUCAGACUGCUCAUCAAGGCGUCACGCCCAUCAUUAAGGUCACGGGGAAGUUCGGCAAGAGGAACCAUCCCGUUCACUUUCCGGUGACCUUCACCUCGAAGCACACGUUCGUUGGAUUACCUGUGCUCAAAGCGUACGUGGAAACGAACAUAUACUUCCAGUUCAAGACACGCGAGGCAAACGGCUUGAUACUCUUCAACGCUGGAAGGGAACGCGACUUCAUCGCCGUGGAGUUGGUGAAGGGACACGUUCACUAUGUGUUCGACCUAGGUGAUGGACCAGUCAAGGUCAGGGACAGCUCGAGGUCGAGCCUGAACGAUGGGAAGUGGCACGCUGUCAGCAUCGGUAGGCCAGCGCCUAAGAGGCACACGCUCGCCAUCGAUGACCAUGUCACCGCUGUCAGUAGCCAGGGCAGCAACGAAAACCUCGAUCUUGACGGGAUCUUAUAUAUCGGUGGCGUGGAAAAAUCGCAGUAUGGUCAACUACCGAAGCAGAUACUUAGUAAACACGGUUUCGAAGGGUGUCUCGCGUCGUUGGAUCUCAGUGGCGAGAGCACCAACCUGAUCUCCGAUGCGGUGGUCCCAAGUUCCCUGGUGGAACCCGGCUGCGACAUGUACGCCAGCCUUCACGCUGGAAAAAAGUGCACCCACGACCUGUGCUCGAAUCAUGGCACCUGUGUGCAACAAUGGGACAGUUACACGUGCGACUGCGACAUGACCAGUUUCACCGGGCCGACGUGUAACGAUGAGGCUGUGUCUUACGAAUUUGGGGCGGGAAGAGGAAUUAUCACGUACACUUUCCCUCCCGACCGAAGGCCGGAAAUGAAGAGAGACACGGUUGCCUUGGGCUUCGUCACUAGCGUAAACGACGCCGUGCUGCUCAGGAUGGAAUCCGCCGACAGCGACGACUACCUCGAAAUUGAAAUUGUGGAAGGCAACGUUUUCGUUGUUUACAACAUGGGCACGAAUGACCACCCGAUCGGCGAGGUUGGCGUGAAAGUGAACGACAACCAGUAUCACAUCGUGAGGUUCAACAGGACUGGAGCGAACGGCACGCUGCAAGUAGACGAUUACAAUCUGCAGUCCAAUCAUCCGACCGCAGGUCGCCAGCUGACAGUGUUCAACAGCCAGUCGACGAUUCAAGUCGGUGGUCGAUGGAACAGCGACAAAGCGAGGGUGGAGAGGCCAUUUUUGGGAGUGAUAGCAGGCCUGGUUGUGAACGGUGCAAGGAUUUUGGAGUUCGCCGCCUCGAAGGAUGCAAGGGUUACCACCAAAGGGGAUGUUCAAUUGUUACCAGCUGGGAGCUUGUUGGAUCGCGCCGCUCCUCUGCAAAGAAUGCAACAGACACCAGCGUCCGGUUUUCCAGGCAUCGCGGAUGACUUAAUAUUCUCUGGCGCCGGAAGUGGUUGCACCGCCGAUGACGAGGACGAAGAAUGCACACCGAUCUACAGCCCUGAUUCCGACGACAUAAUAACGCCCGUGUACGUCGCGCCAACGAGGUCGCCGACGACGCUGAGGCCGAAGCACCACAAGGAGAAGAUCCAGGAGCGUCCUUCCUGCGACGACGAGGAGGACUGCGGGGAAGGCUCCGGCGAGCCGGUCACCACCGAGGAGAUCCUCGUCACGUCUGCCACCGAUUCCAGCUCGGUGACGUACACGACAGCCCGCGAGUACACGAGCAGCCACAUCAGCACGCAAACGUCUCCAGGCUCGCCGUCGACAUCGACCCGGGACACCGUCACCGUAUCCGGCCAGUACAAUGUGUCGACCACAGACCUCGAGACCAGCGACGCCAGUAGCAUCGUGACGCAAAGGUCGACGACCGUGACGACCCAGACCACCACCACAGAGAUGACGGACCCACCUCCGCCCCCACUGCCCCCGAUACACACGCCGGUCCCGGCAACCCCGAAGAACCCCAACAAGAACAGGGGAACCGAGGCAGCGGCGGACGGCGCCGCCUUGAUAAUCAUCAUCAUAGCCGCGGCGUUGAUCGCGAUCAUCCUCAUCAUCCUGAUCAUCCUCAAGUUCAAGAAUCGUCCCGAGACGAGUUACAAGGUCGACGAGACGAAGACCUUCUGCCAGGAUCCGAACGCGGCGCUUCUAGGCGCCACGGGUUCCGGUCAGCCGUUCAACGGCGCCCUGAAAAACGGCGCGAACGGCAGCAAAACCAACAAGAAACGGGAACUGGUGGACAUCAAAGAGUGGUACGUGUAGAGGUCCGUCUUCAGGAUCGCUAUCUACCAUACGCUUAAACUCUGCACACACGUGCUCGGAAUACUACUCUCUCUGGCGGCCAGGUGGCCGGAGUCGGACUCGAGAGAGACGGCCGAGCCUCGUUUUAGAUUCUUCGUUUGUUGGUGCUAAACCGGGGGUGGCAUCAGUUUAUUCGGUUCUAUCGACGGAUGUAAGAACGGGUGUUCCUUGCGUGUGAACGACUCAAGGUCGUAGACAGUGAUCGAGACGCGGUUCCCUCUCGAUGGGCCACGAACUGUGCGAAAGUCGAGGUCGGUGAGCGUCGUUCGAUAAGGAUUCUCCGAUCAUCCCCUUCGCUCCUCGAACCUUCGAAAGGUUCUUCCGGGUCUCUGGAGGACGUUUCUGGUGUACCUCGAGGGGACGACGAUGGAACCCGAUCGACGUCGACGAGCCGCGAGCUGCGGUUGAAGAACAACGAGACGCGACGUAGGAACGAGCGUUUCAGGUCGAUGUUCUAGACGUCGUCGCGCGACCGGAAACAGACGGAGCCAAGACUGAUCGCGCGAAACGAUACCAAAAGAGGCGAAUGAGAUGCAGAAACGAGCUGGAGCGUCGAGGGUGCGCUGAACGAUCGAACGAUUAUCGCGAACUGCGACCUCGGGACUCUGAGAGACGCGAGGUAAAUCGCCGGCGAAGGUAAAGCAUCGCGUUUAUCAAUUCUUAAAUUCGUGUUAUCACUUGGUUGGUGGAACAAAUUCGGAAUUAUCAACCGUUAAAUAGGUUUUCCAUGACUGCGAUUUCGUAACUGCUGUACGCUGCCAGCAACAUGCGUCUUCCUUGGGGUGUUCAGGCCCUCGAGGUCCUAGUCUGUAGAUGGAAAAUAAUCGAUUGGGUCGGUUUUUAUACUUUGUUAAGGUCUCGAGUUUGUAGCACUGCUGACGGGUAGCAAUGUUGCAUGACUUUGAACCGAAGACUGUAUACUCUUGUAUUGUAGGAUGAACUCCGAGGGGUCUGGCUAGUUUGGGGGUAAAAAUAUGAAUUUUUUUUAUACAUUUUGUAAAAGAUUUUUAACCUUGGGAAUGCAUUAUGCCCGAAGGUUGGUGCGAUUGGAAAUAUUGGCAGGGUUUUGGGACUUUUAUUUGAAGGCUAUAUACAAUAUAUAUAUAUAUUGGAACAUUGUAUGAGAGAUUGCAAGGGCUUUGAUUGGUUUCAAGGUAAAUAUGUCAAUUUUUGUAUGCAUUUUCUGAAAGAAUUAGGCCUUGAAAACGUCUUAGUGAAAAGAAUACGAUGACGUUUAAAAAGUUAGUGUAAUGGGACUUUGAACUGAAAACAAUGUACGCGAUUUUUAUAGGACGAACUUUAAGGAGUCCGACUGGUUUGGAGGUAAACAAUCAAUUUUUUCACACGUUGAAAGUUUCAACCGUUCAGACCUUAAAAGCAUUACAGGUGAACGGAUUACGAUAAGGACGCACAU